Messenger RNA from Lactuca virosa, 1173 nucleotides. The record is from the annotation of a GenBank genome assembly. Lineage: Eukaryota; Viridiplantae; Streptophyta; Magnoliopsida; Asterales; Asteraceae.
CUCUGGUUUUUACAAAACAUGGCUGCUUCAUCCUCGUACCCUCUGAAAGAUGACCUGGAUAUUGUCAUACCUACGAUUCGUAACCUCGAUUUCCUCGAAAUGUGGAGGCCAUUCUUUCAACCAUAUCAUUUGAUCAUUGUUCAAGAUGGUGAUCCUUCUAGAACGAUAAAGGUCCCUGAUGGGUUUGAUUACGAGCUUUAUAAUCGAAAUGAUAUUAACAAGAUCUUGGGUCCAACAGCUUCCUGUAUUUCGUUUAAGGAUUCAGCUUGUCGAUGCUUUGGGUAUAUGGUUUCCAAGAAGAAGUAUAUCUUCACCAUCGAUGACGAUUGUUUUGUAGCGAAGGACCCGACUGGGAAAGACAUAGAUGCACUUCAACAACACAUCAAUAACCUCCUCCACCCUUCAACGCCUUAUUUCUUCAACACCCUUUAUGAUCCUUUCUCCGAUGGUGCAGAUUUUGUCCGUGGUUACCCUUUCAGUCUUCGUGAGGGUGUCCCAACCGCAGUAUCUCAUGGUCUAUGGCUCAACAUCCCCGACUAUGAUGCACCAACACAACUCGUUAAGCCCCGAGAGAGAAACACAAGGUAUGUUGAUGCAGUUAUGACACUCCCAAAGGGGAUCUUAUUCCCUAUGUGUGGAAUGAACCUCACAUUUGAUCGGAGCCUCAUUGGUCCAGCCAUGUACUUCGGACUCAUGGGUGAUGGUCAACCUAUUGACCGCUAUGACGACAUGUGGGCCGGAUGGUGUGUCAAGGUUAUAUGUGACCAUUUAGGGCUCGGGAUCAAGACAGGGCUACCCUACAUUUGGCAUAGCAAGGCAAACAACCCAUUCGUGAACCUUAAAAAAGAAUACAAAGGCAUAUUUUGGCAAGAAGAGAUUAUCCCAUUUUUCCAAGACGCUACUCUUCCAAAAGAGUGCACAACGGUGCAAGCUUGCUAUAAAGAAUUAUCGAAACAAGUUAAGGAUAAACUCGGAAAAAUUGACCUGUAUUUUGUCAAGCUUGCAGACGGCAUGGUUACAUGGAUCGAUGCUUGGGAGGAACUCAACCCAUCAGCUAAGGCAACUAAUGGAAAGUGAAGAGAUAUAUUAUAUAUACAUAGACAUCAUCUUGGACAACGUUGAGCAUAAUAAACAUGAUGGUUUAAAUUUAUUGUUUUUGUUUAUGGAUCGAAG